AUGUCUAUCGGUGUGCCUAUUAAAGUAUUACACGAAGCCGAAGGCCAUGUAGUGACCUGUGAAACAAAUACCGGUGAAGUUUAUCGCGGGAAAUUGAUAGAAGCCGAGGAUAAUAUGAAUUGUCAGAUGACGCAGGUGACGGUCACGUAUAGAGAUGGAAGAGUUGCUCAGCUGGAAAAUGUAUAUAUCAGAGGAUCCAAGAUACGUUUUCUAAUAUUACCGGAUAUGUUAAAAAAUGCUCCUAUGUUUAAACGACAAGGGAAUAAACCCACGGCUGGGCGUGGGAAAAGUGCUAUAUUACGGGCUCAAGCUGCUGGUCGAGGUCGAGCAGGUGGCAGAGGGGGAGGGCACCGUGGAGGUUGGCAGGGAGGAUCCGGUCCUUCUAGACGA
Molecule: messenger RNA, 390 nt
Organism: Brenthis ino (lesser marbled fritillary)
Lineage: Eukaryota; Metazoa; Arthropoda; Insecta; Lepidoptera; Nymphalidae
Source: the annotation of a GenBank genome assembly